GAAGUGGUCUGACCUUUAGGUGUCAUAUUUUGUUCCGCGCUUGAUGCUACAAGUAUAUAAAUGAGUGGCAGAGACCUUCUGCACUCAUGAUAUCCUUAACAUCUGCAUGAUGUUGCGGUCAUCAGUGCUGCUGCUUCUGUUAUGCAGCGUCUGCUGCCAAGACUUGGCAACAGGGUCGCCUCCCACGUAUGAGCACAGAGAUCCGUACACGGGGCUGACCCUCGCAUGCAAGAAGUGUCCCCCGGGCACGCACAUGUCAGCUCACUGCACUGCCGCCACGCAAACACAGUGUGCCCCGUGCAAAGAUGAGCACUUCACCGAGCUGUGGAACUAUUUGCCCAAGUGUCUGUACUGCAACAACUUCUGUGUGGGUGACAAGGUGGUGGAGACUGAGUGCAGCUCACGCAGCAACAGAGUGUGUCAAUGCAAGGAGGGCUAUUACAUGAUGUAUGACUACUGCAAUAGACAUUCGGAGUGUGACCCCGGGCAUGGUGUUCUUACCAGAGGUACAUCAAAAAGUGAUACAAUGUGUCAAAAAUGCUCCAGCGGCUACUUUUCUGCCUCUUACUCUGCAAUAGAGGCGUGUGCCAAACACACGAAAUGUGCCAGCGAGCAGCUGGUGCUCCUCAAUGGCUCCUCAACCCAGGACACAGUGUGUGGCCUUUGCGAAGAGCUUGCAAAUGGAGGUGAGCUGCUGAGGACCUUUCUCUCAAGCUUCUUUAGUAUGCAGAGAAUGCGUCCAGGGAAAAUGAAGAGAUUUGUCAACAGGUACAUAAAAAAUCCAGAGCGGGAAAGGCACACCGUGCACUCAGUUUUGCUUCGACAUGGGAAGCGACAUCAUUGGUUAGAUCUCAUCAGGAUGUGGCUCCAUCAGGCCACAAGGGUGCAGCUCGAGAAACUGCCCAGUAUGCUGAGAGCGUCUCAGCUCAACAACGUGGCAGAGAAGCUCGGCAAGAGACUCAGAGACAUCCAAGAGCAAAAGCCAAACUGUACAUUAACACAUUUAUUCUCAUUUAACUGAAGAUUGGAUUUUUUAACCCUUUGUAGGGCUAGUGAGUAUUUUUGUUAACUAAAAAAAGACAUCACAUUUUGAGUCAUUUAGGCCACACUUGUAUAGAAAAUGUUAACACUGUGGCCUGCGUGACCCAAAUUGUGAUGUCGUGAGGUCUUCAUGAGGCCAAGUUAAAUUAUUUUCAAGUACCAAAAAUAGUCACUUCCACUGUAAAGGGUUUAAAGUAUAAGAUUCACCAGGACAAAGCUUUUUCCAAUUUUUGGUAACUGUAUAUCCCCCAUGUCUCAAAUGAUAGUUUGCAGACCUUGAACUUAAGUAAAUUAAAAUAAA
Messenger RNA from Corythoichthys intestinalis (scribbled pipefish), 1342 nucleotides. RefSeq names its product tumor necrosis factor receptor superfamily member 11B-like. The coding region runs from base 107 to 1021 and encodes 304 amino acids. The transcript has 5 exons. Gene Ontology annotation, molecular function: protein binding. The record is from RefSeq and is a predicted model, not a curated record. NCBI's taxonomy places the organism in Eukaryota, Metazoa, Chordata, Actinopteri, Syngnathiformes, Syngnathidae.